This is a messenger RNA of Petromyzon marinus (sea lamprey), 766 nucleotides long. RefSeq names its product calcium-binding protein E63-1-like. NCBI's taxonomy places the organism in Eukaryota, Metazoa, Chordata, Hyperoartia, Petromyzontiformes, Petromyzontidae. Gene Ontology annotation, molecular function: calcium ion binding. The record is from RefSeq and is a predicted model, not a curated record.
AGGGUUCUGCUAUAAAUGCCGGGGUUGAUGCUCACAGAAAGGCACAGCACGAGGUCAACUCUUCAUAAUUCCUUCCGACUCGUCAGCAAUCACUUCCGUCGCUUCAACAUGAGCUGCCCAUCGAAGAAGUGUGAAGACCUGGAGGCCAAGUUCAAGGCUCUGGACAAGGAUGGCAACAAAAGCCUGAGCAAGGCGGAGCUGAAGGCCGGACUCUCGGUCCUUGGACUCAGCGAGAAUCAACUGGACAGCUUCUACCUGGCAGCAGACAAGGACAAGGAUGGCAAGAUCAGUAGCAGCGAGUUCGUCAGAUACUUCCAGCAAAAGAAGUAAAGAACGAUCGUGGAAGCUGAAAACCAACCACACGGCCCCGUGCACACUGCAACACUCGGUCACACACCAACAGGCGCGCAGACACACACGAUGCACACUGUCACCCCGCCAACACGUGCAUACCACCAGCACGUGGCACACAGCGGCUCAACAUACACUUCCUUCACACGAAUGCAAAACAUCCCAAAAAAUGAAAGUGCUUAGCACGUAAAAUACAUCUUAUUUAUGUGUAAUAUAAUGCAAUUGACAUCCUAGAUGCAUAUUACGAUCCUCUACGACAUAUUUCAGACACACAUGCAUUUGCUAAUAACAGAAGGCACACACAAACGAUACAAAAUUAUCUCAAAAGCUGUCUGGUUUUCUCUCUUUCCUCUGGGUGUUCUGGUGAGAUGAUACGAAUGAAUUGAACUUGAAAUAAAAUUACAAUCUACCAGUG